AUGCUCAGAGAAUUCCUGCCCCUGCUUUGCCUUGGGCUUAGCCUGGGCUUUGAAGACAAGAAAAAGAAUGAGAUGCUUCCCAAACCCUCCCUCAGUGCCUUGUCCAGCUUAGUGGUUGGACACAGAGGUAACGUGACCCUGAGGUGCCAGUCUCACUUCCAGAAUGUGACAUUCAUGCUGAGGAAGCUGCAGGACUCCGGGUACAGGCAGGAGCAGAGAUCCACAGAACACAAGGCUGAAUUCCUCCUCACUCACCUGGAACCGAAGGAUGCUGGGAUGUACUUUGGUGCCUACAAGACAAUGAUCUCCGAGGAGUGGUCAGGGGAGAGUGAAUACCUGGAGCUGAAGGUCAAAGCCAAUGGAUUAAUCUUCGCUGCCACCUUCAGCUGCCUUUCCAUUUUGAUUCUCUUCCUCUCUGUCUUCUUCAUCAACAGAUGUACCCAGCAUGGCUCGUCACAUGAAGAGUCCACCAAGAGAACCAGCCAUUCCGAAUUUCCCAAGCAGGAGGCUACAGAUUUAUCCAACCUGGAAAGGAUAUCUGUCUCGGCACCGUUCUCACCUGCAUACUCCCUGGUGCCUGUAAACGCAUCUCCUCCGGGUGCUCACGGAAGGACCGCCUCCUUUGUCUUUGGGGUCCAUCAGUCCAUUUCCAGCCUCUCUGCAGGGUUCACCUUCCACCUCCAGGUGGCGCUGGUGGAAAGCACAAAAGACACCUGA
Messenger RNA from Odobenus rosmarus divergens (Pacific walrus), 717 nucleotides. Its product is annotated as V-set and transmembrane domain containing 1. Gene Ontology annotation, cellular component: plasma membrane. The record is from RefSeq and is a predicted model, not a curated record. Lineage: Eukaryota; Metazoa; Chordata; Mammalia; Carnivora; Odobenidae.